CGCGCCGACAAUCACGUCGAUACUCUCUGCCGUCCUUGACAGCACUCUUUCGUAACGGAUCUUACGGACAAUUAAUCCGCAACGCGCUCGGGCGCUGUCAGUCAAUUCUCCUCGCGCAUCUCAUCAGCUUCGUCGACCACAGCACCUCACAACCGACCAACGCGUCUGCAGCAUGAGCCGUUGAACUCUCGAUUCAAACUCGACCCAAGCCUACACUGUUCAGGUGACUGCGCAGUUCGUCGCCGUCGCGCCGCCGUUCUCGGCCUGCUCAAUCAGGAACCGCGCGCGCUCGAAAACAUGGACGACCGCGAAGCUUCUCCCACACUCAUGGCCUCGUCGGCGCUGCGCAAGCAACAAAUGUCCAUAACCCUUCCUCGAAAUUUCGCUCCUCUACGCCUUGACGGAAGUGACAACCCAAGGACGCCCGAUCAGACCUUUGCUGAGCUCAAGCUUCCACCUCCACCUCAUCACUCCACGGUUCGAGUACGACGCAGCAGAAUUACCACGGACAAUUUUCAAACGCGUAACAACGCCCUUCCCUCCGCCCUCUUCGCGUCAGAUAUCCCAAUUCCCUCCAGCGCUCAGUCUGUACAAACCGAGUUCAACAUGGACGCCGACGUUCCCAUACCUACAAUUGAAGCGCCAUUCCUAAGUACCAGACCACAAUACACACACAGUAUCACAGAUCCAUCACCGAGCGAUAGAUUGAAAGUGUCCGCCUUCAGAGAUCUCCAGCAGCCAAGGACUCCAAUAGGACAAACCAAUGUGGUCUCUUCAGAGUACAAGAACAACGUGUGGGAUAUGCACCGUUCUUCCUCUGAGUGCUCUAUCCGGUCAGACUCAUCAGAGUCAUCUUCUGAGACCUUCACCACGCGUCCAACAUCGUUCAGUGGCAGCGCGACCAGUCCCGAUUUAGAUUCACAGGACCCAUUUUCACCUGCGAAGGUCAAUAUCAUCCCAGACACGCCUUCACGAAAGAGCAAGAAAUUGAGGAUCAACACUUUCACGUCCAAGGCCAAUGUGCAGUGGAGUAUUGAAAUGGACAAUCACUUGUUCAAUGUCUACCAGAUGUAUCUGGCUGAUCCAACCGUGACGCCUUUCAAGACAGUCCCAGGAAGCGUUCCUCCUACAGGCGUAUGUCACCGUGUCGCCCGAAAAGCCAAGGAGACCUGGCCGAAAGCAAGUAGAGUUGCGAGGCCGAUCGUCCGCCGAUAUAAGAUGCGCAACGUCAUUGAGACUCGCAACUUCAUUCGAGACACAACGCCAGAGCCUAACGACUUUUUGCGGACCGACAACAAUGAUGCGAGAACCGUCUGGCCCUCUGAGUCUGCUACACGAAAGCGCCUGAAGCAAUUGUGCAAGGAGAAGUUCACGAUUACAGCUCACUAUCAACGCUUGCGUGAGUCCAGGAGCCCGUCACCCUUCCACGAGCAAUUCAGCCGCCGGCCGCCGUCGAGAGUGUCCAGGUCAAUGUCACGUCAAGCCGAUCCGGAUGCUUCCACUGCGUACGCUACACGAGAGCUUGGUAUCUCUUUGGUCGCCAGUAGUGCUACUGCUCCUUUGGCUCAGCUAGUGACAGGAGACUCGCCCUUGGCGCAGCAAAUGUCAGAUGACUGGUUCAAUACUCCGCUGACCACCUCAUCCGAUGCCAUGUCGCUCUCAACACCUUCUGCUGUGGCUCCGGAGACGCAGGUGAGCAGGCUCAAAGUUGCCAACGACAUCCCCCGGCUGGCAUCGCCAUUCAACUACAGCACUUGGAAUGGAUCCAGCAAUUCGAAUCACAAGCAUCGUCGCGGCAUGAGUCAUCAUCAAUUUGACACGGUACAUGCUACAGGGUCGAGGUUGCUGUCACCGUUCAAGAUCGAGCCCGACGUGUCACUCAACGUCAACAAACGACGCGCUCAGCACAACCUGGAGGAUGAAUUGAGUCCUAGCGGCAGCAACAUCAACAACAUGAGCGCCAUCCCGGACCUCAAAAUUCCCACACCAAGCACGUUCCACCCGGAGUCCAAACCCCGACCGGAGCUUGUAUUUACUGGUGCUGGUGACAUCAAUCAACGUAGAAUCCGGGUCCGCAACCGGGGCGCGACAUUGGGUGCCGUCAACAACCGGGAGACUCUCGAACGCUUCUUUACACCACCGACUAUCAAUGUUCCUUCCGCGGAUGGUUCUGAUGAGGCGGCUGGUAUCCCUCCAGUUCCUCCAUUGCCGGCGUCCCUCACGUCCUUGGCGAACCCUCACAUGAGAACCUUUCCCUCACGUUUGGCUCCGCCAGAGCCAGACCCAACGCAGAAGCGACUUGGCAGUCCAUUCGAGCUCGACCCAAACAAGCGAAAUUAUCGUGUCAAGAGUCCCAGACACGUCCCGAGUCUCAGCGACCCUUUUAUCAACACUAGUGCUUUUGCAACGACACCAAGUCGUGGUCACGGUCAUACUAGCAGUAUGAGUAUCGGUGAAAGAUUGGCCAUGUUCAGUACUUUUCACCCAAGUCAUUUUCAACGAAACGUGCCAAGUCAACAGCCGAGGGAUGAUCCUUUCACAUGAUCAGAAGAUGCACAAUUUCACUUAUCUGGAGUAUACAGGCCAAUAUCAAGGAGUUCAUCGGUGUUGAAUAACGAAUUGGAUGCUGUUUGCAUUUAUCAUGCAUGGUUG
Molecule: messenger RNA, 2652 nt
Organism: Exophiala viscosa
Lineage: Eukaryota; Fungi; Ascomycota; Eurotiomycetes; Chaetothyriales; Herpotrichiellaceae
Exons: 1
Coding region: 298-2544 (748 amino acids)
Source: RefSeq, a predicted model, not a curated record